This is a messenger RNA of Cynara cardunculus var. scolymus (artichoke), 872 nucleotides long. Its product is annotated as ethylene-responsive transcription factor 1A-like. NCBI's taxonomy places the organism in Eukaryota, Viridiplantae, Streptophyta, Magnoliopsida, Asterales, Asteraceae. Gene Ontology annotation, biological process: ethylene-activated signaling pathway; regulation of DNA-templated transcription. The transcript has a single exon. The coding region runs from base 15 to 833 and encodes 272 amino acids. The record is from RefSeq and is a predicted model, not a curated record. Gene Ontology annotation, molecular function: DNA binding; DNA-binding transcription factor activity.
UUUUGAUAUUGAAAAUGUCAGAAACCCUCUCAGAUUCUGAUACCGCCAUGCUUGAAUUGGUUCGAAAGUACCUUCUUGAAGAACCUGACAUCCUGUGUCCUUUUCCGGCGAUAAAUACUCCCUCCGACGAGCCGUACUAUAGCCGGAGUUCAAGCUUCACGAGCCCUUUUUCAUCGGAGAAAUCCAUCGAACCAUCAUUCUGUGUCGAUUCAUAUGUUGAUUCUCUUUCUUCUGUCAUAAGUUCAUGCAAGUCAGGAGUUUCUAGCCCUAGCAACAGCAUCAUCAACCCAUUUUUUCAUGAUAAUUCAUUAGCGAGUUCGUGCAGUGAGUCGACUCAUAGCCCGAGUCCGAGCUACACGAGAUCCAACUCAUCGUUAACCGUUGGUUCGGACAUUUCGACUGGUUUUCAAGUUACAAAUUGGGAAGGUGGACCUGCGCUUCAUAGCCCAACCUCACCGGUUUCAACGGAGAAAGCACAAUUCAAAGUCGAUUUCUCGCUUGGAAAAGUCGAAAAGAUCAAGAAGAACGAUCAAAGAAGUAAAGAUUGGAGACGGUUUAGAGGCGUAAGGCGGCGCCCAUGGGGGAAAUUCGCGGCCGAGAUCAAGAACCCGUGUAAGAAAGGAGCAAGAAUAUGGCUCGGAACGUUCUCCACGCCCGAAGAAGCCGCGUUGGCUUAUGAUCAAGCCGCGUUCAAGAUUCGCGGUUCUCGAGCCAUGGUUAACUUCCCACAUUUAAUCGGCUCGAAAACCCUAAACCCGUUAUGUCCCUUGUCACAAGUAGCUUUGGAAUGUAAGUUGAAAAGCAAAGGUUUCAAGACAAAACCCGAACAAUGAUCGUUUUCGGGCAUCAGUAGUUUGAAAAACAAUAAGGGU